Molecule: messenger RNA, 972 nt
Organism: Callorhinchus milii (elephant shark)
Lineage: Eukaryota; Metazoa; Chordata; Chondrichthyes; Chimaeriformes; Callorhinchidae
Product: transcription termination factor 1-like
Exons: 5
Coding region: 1-972 (323 amino acids)
Source: RefSeq, a predicted model, not a curated record
AUGUUCCCCAUCAAGAGCAAGCCGGUCACUACACCUGAGGAUAACAUCCACACCAAAGAGGGUUUGCCAGAUUCAAAUCAUCAUCAGAAGAAGAAGAAGAAGAAAAAGAAAAAGAAGAAGCACAAAGAAUCUGUUGGAGAGAAAAGUAUUACUUAUGAGCAAACACUUGCAGAAAUUGAUCCAGACUUGACAGAGCUUAAAAUGGAGCAGAGCAUAAAGGCUAUGGUUGAACAGCUAAGGGAGUUUAUGCCCAGUGUGAGAACGAUGUCAAAUGAUACAAUACGCUCCAUGUUUAGGUAUGACCUACCACGAUUUAAAACAUUGAAGGAGGAAGGGAUUCCUAUCCGACAGGGAAGGUACACUAAAGAAGAGAAUGAGCAGAUACAGACAAACCUAAAGGAAUUAAUGUUGGUGACUGGAAUUGAAAAUGAGUGGGAAUUUUUCCAACCUCCUGAAUCGUUUGAGGAUUUAUUGAGAAUAAAACGGCUGAAAAUCAAACACUUAUUCUGUGUCAAGCUUGCUGAGGGCAUUGCAAGACCAUGGAAAAGUGUUUACCAGCGAGCUAGGAAGUUGUACGAUCCCCACCGAUGUAAAGGCAGGUACACAGAGGAAGAACUGAAGAAAUUUAAACGCUUGAUGGCUGUGCAUGGAAAUCACUGGCAAAAGAUUGCCGGUGGUCUGGAGCGCAGUGAUCUAUCAGUGAUGUGUCGAGCCAGAAUAAUGAAGGACUCCUUGAAGAAUGGCCCGUGGAGCAAGCAGGAGGAGAGGAAAUUCAUGAAAAUAAUGAAGAAGGUCAUUAAUAAGCGAGUAGAAAAAGAUAACUGUCUAGCGGUCAAGGCACCAACUAAGGACAAGCUUGGUUCAAUCCUUCGGGAAAAGCUGUACAAGGGACUCCCUUGGUUAGAAAUUUCAAACCUAAUGGAGGAAAGACACUGGAUACAAUGCAAAAAAAAUGGUGAGCUUAUCAUGUGA